This is a messenger RNA of Archocentrus centrarchus (flier cichlid), 1197 nucleotides long. RefSeq names its product mitochondrial ribosomal protein L41 (gene mrpl41). Gene Ontology annotation, molecular function: structural constituent of ribosome. Gene Ontology annotation, biological process: translation. The record is from RefSeq and is a predicted model, not a curated record. The coding region runs from base 142 to 549 and encodes 135 amino acids. Gene Ontology annotation, cellular component: mitochondrial large ribosomal subunit. NCBI's taxonomy places the organism in Eukaryota, Metazoa, Chordata, Actinopteri, Cichliformes, Cichlidae. The transcript has 2 exons.
GGGAAGUCGAGUAUUUUAUAUAUGAAUUAAUAUGAAUCUAAUGAUUUCUAAAUCUGCGGGUCAUCUAAAAUUCAAAUGAUAUCUAUAAUUUUAGUUGAAAUCUCAUCAGCUCACGAGCAGAAUUAAAGGCGCUGCAGCAGCAUGGGUGUGUUAUCCACGUUGAUAAGGGGUCUGGUGCGAGGCGCCGACAGGAUGUCUGAGUUCACUAGCAAGCGUGGAUCAAGGACUCAUAACAAAGGUCGGGGCGCCAGGCCCGCUGGACUGAAGCUCCCCAGCACAAAGUUUCUGGCCAUUCGGGCCAUGAUUCCUGAGCUUGUCGUGCCUCCUUUGGACGGAUUCAAACUCAGACCUUAUGUCUCAUACCGUGCCCCGAAAGGAUCAGAACCUCCACUCACGGCACAGAGUCUGUUUGAUGAGGUGGUAGCUCCUCAGAUCAAGAAGGACUUUGAAGCAGGAACUUUCAGCAAAGACCAGCUGGAGAAGUAUGGAUUUGAGCCCACACAGGAGGGGAAGCUCUUCAAGCUCUAUCCAAAGAACUAUGUACGUUAAUGAUGGAUUUGCAAAGACUUGCUGACUAAUUGGGAACUGAAAGCUGCAAACCAACUGAUGUGACCGCCUCCAGGAAAAAUCAACUGUUUAGAAAAAGUAAUUUUGUCAUUUGAUGAUCUGGAUAAUAAAACUUAAAGCAAACUCAUACUGCAGAACUGUGCAUUAAUCACUGGAGCCUGACUAUUACUGCUAAUUCUGAUAUUGGCUAAAUUUCAUUAGAAUAUGGAUGUAUGUCGCUUUCAUGACACCGUCAAGAUGUAGCUCAAUUCCACCAGGCAUUUACCUGUGGAGAGUGCAUACAGCUACAUGUGCUGUAGACUAAUUUGUAACAUCAUUUAAAAUGCCCCCCAAUUAAGUUUUUGUAAUUGGCUGCAUCAAAGUUGAUACUCUCAUGUUUGCCUAAUAAGUUAAUUUUAAUUCUAAUCAAGAUCACAAGAAAAGUUUAGGCUGAUUAUCACACCUCAAAAUCACUAACCAAGGUUUUGGUAUCUUCACCACUGAGGACCUGCAGCACAUCACUGUUGGUUAGGCGUCACCUCUGCUAGCUGGAGUCACUGUACUACCAAUCCAAGGAAAACCCCUUUACUGAUAGGAAUGUGAAGAAACUCAGCGUACCUUUGAAUACCAACCAGCUCAGGCACACUGUGU